Molecule: messenger RNA, 1278 nt
Organism: Cadophora gregata
Lineage: Eukaryota; Fungi; Ascomycota; Leotiomycetes; Helotiales; Ploettnerulaceae
Exons: 3
Coding region: 1-1278 (425 amino acids)
Source: RefSeq, a predicted model, not a curated record
AUGAAAUCACUCCUCGUUUCAGUUUCCCUCUUCGGAAGUGCUGUCUUCGCUCUCGAUCUGACCUUCGCCUCUGUGGCCAGUUGUACUGGUAAGGCUCUUCAUGGAAGAAGAGACUUGCCCAGUAUCUCAUGCUAUAACUUGACCUCCUACCCCGCUACUCAGUCGGUCAUCCUUGCAAGCUUUGAACCUGGAGAAACGGUCAAGUUCUUUUCCGAUGCAGAGUGUCAAGAUGAAAUUUAUCGCGCUUCAUCUGAUCAAUGCUAUACGGAGACGAACAGGAAGGUACUAGGGUUCUCCCUCCAGGCCGCAAAUGAUGCAACAUCGAGCAGCGCAUCGAGUACCGACGUUGCGGUUUAUGAGGUUAAGCUCACCAACUUCACAGGCUUAUCGCAGUCAAGCCCAUUCAACAUCGAUCUGAACUUCAGCCGUUUCGCGACUGGAGUGACACUUUCCAUUGUGGCAGGUCUUGUCGCUAUUUCAACAAUCGCAACUGGGUGCGUCUUGAACGAUUCUACAGAUGUGUUGUCUAUCUAUGGCUGUAUAGCGGGGCCAAUGUCAACUAUCAUUGCAGUUGUUGGGGGAUAUCUCAUCAGUAAAGGAGUCGGCUCUGGUCCCGGCCCGUUGGAAGCCGCUAUCAAUAUGGGCACUGGAACGAUCAGUGACCUGAGAAGACGGGAACUGAUUGACAGUGCGAAUUUCGAAUACAUGUCAGGUAUCAUGAAACGGGACCGUGGGGAUGGAAUCGUUGUCGGUGAGCAUGUUGGAUUUCAGGGUCGCGACAUGGGCAAUGGUGUUCAACAGCGAAGCCCUCUUUACGAAAUGGACUUCGGUGUUGGGGGCAUGUACCACAUGGCAGCAUUCUUUGACGAGAGAUCCAACAAGUUUGUACACCAUUUGCACCGUGCGGAAGAAUCUGGUCUGAAAGUUCGUCAUGAUGGCCUCGGCAGACGCCAAAUCUCAUACGACGAUGUUCGAUGGAACACCAAUGGACUCGACUUUGACUACUGCAUUUUUCAAGGGGCAACGUCUGGAUUUAGCGCAGCACCCACGGACCUCUGGCAGACGGCCUUCGACCAGUUCAAGUGCCAAGUACCAGAGGGAAGUACAUCUCUAGAGUCUGAUGCUACGAAUGUGAACGUGAAUCUGUUUAAUGAAGCUGCCACUCUUGUUGGGUCCAUUACGAUUGUUGGCUACAGCGGCACCGACACAUCAUCAGGCAGUCCUCCCACUUGUGCCAAUCCUACCUCGAACUUGAAUGAGGAUUGCGUUGUAGCUUGA